Molecule: messenger RNA, 945 nt
Organism: Vigna angularis (adzuki bean)
Lineage: Eukaryota; Viridiplantae; Streptophyta; Magnoliopsida; Fabales; Fabaceae
Exons: 1
Coding region: 1-945 (314 amino acids)
Source: RefSeq, a predicted model, not a curated record
AUGGCACCUAGACUUCCUCCGCCACCUCAACCCAAUGAACCGGAUACGUCCAACAGCGCUAGGUUGUUGGAAACGGUGAUUGACAGACUUCAACAGCAGAAUACCACCCUUAUGGAACAGAACGCUACACUGAUGCAACAAAAUCAGACAGCUAUGCAGAGUCUGGAAGCCUCUCGAGCCAACUCUGAGGCGACACAGCGGCAGUUGAUGGAAAUAUUGGCUGCAACUAGGGGCGCGGCAGGAGCGUCCUCUUCCAACGCUGCCCCGCCUACUGCUGAAUGGAGUUUAGAAAGCUUUCUCCAACACCAUCCGGCCAAGUUCAGUGGGAAAGGUCUUCCGGACGAAGCGGAUCAGUGGCUCAGGGAUAUGGAGCGAAUUUACAAUGCUAAGAGAUGUCCGGACGACAGCCGUUUGGCAUUUACUGAAUACUUGCUGACUGGUGAAGCAAGUCACUGGUGGACGAGCAUGAAGGCGCUCUUGACGGACGCUCAUAGUCCCGUAAAUUGGGCAGUUUUCAGGACGAAAUUCUACGAAGAGUAUUUCCCGGACAGCGUACGUUAUGCUAAAGAAGUGGAGUUUCUACAAUUGGUGCAAGGGGGAAUAUCGGUAUCCGAAUAUACUAAUAGAUUCAAGCAUUUAGUCCGUUUGAACACCAUGGCUACGAGCGAAGAAUGGCAAUGCAGGAAGUUUGAAAACGGGCUGAGGAGCGACUUGAAGGUAUUGAUAUCCAGCUUGUGCAUUAGAUCAUUCCCUGCUAUGGUUGAAAGGGCUAAGGUGUUAGAGAAGAACGUGGCUGAGGCCGAGCGACAGAAGAAGCAACAGUUGAGCAAGGGGCCGGUGUUAUCAAGGAAUAACUCUACUCCCCGUACGUUCGUCCAGGCCAAUCCUCUGGUGGAUCCCAAGCCUUGGCUACUGUCGGCCAGCCUGGACAGCCAAGGAGUUUAG